AUCAACCAAGUCCUCGAGCAGUACCUGCGGAUCUACAUCAAUCAUAAUCAAGAUGAUUGGGCUCUCCACUCCAAGCUCGCGCAAGCUGAGUUCGUCUACAACAACUCAGUUCACUCCUCGACAGGCUUCAGUCCAUUCGAAGUUGUCUAUGGCCUUCAUCCACGUUCUCCUCUCGAUCAUGCCAAGCCGACAAAACUCCCUGCGAUCAGCCAGUUCAACGAGCAACGCUCUGCCCUCCGAGCACAACUUGUCAAGAACCUUGAGAAAGCUCAAGCAAAUUACAAGCGUUUCUACGACCGCCAUGCUCAAGAAUCUCCUCGGUUCAAGGUCAAUGAUAUGGUCUAUCUCUCUACCAAGUACAUCAAACCUUCCCGAGAAGCUGCCAAGCUCUCCCAGCAUCGAAUCGGACCUCUCAAGAUCAUCGCCCCGACCAAGUCUCCUCUCGCAUGGGUACUCGAACUCCCUGCUGGCUUGAAUGUCACCCCGAUCUUCAAUGUCAGUCUCCUCGAACCUGUGCAAGAAGGACACCCUGGUCAAUUCCAAGACGAGCCACCGCUUAUUGAAAUCGAUGGUGAACAAGAGUACCAGCUUGAUUUCAUCCUCGAUUCACGCGUCGAUCCUGAAGACUCCUCCAACUACCAGUACCUCUGCAAGUGGCGUGACUACUCAGACGCCGAAAACAGUUGGGAACCCUACGACAAUGUCUGUGACACUACAGCG
This is a messenger RNA of Cutaneotrichosporon oleaginosum, 720 nucleotides long. RefSeq lists its product as uncharacterized. NCBI's taxonomy places the organism in Eukaryota, Fungi, Basidiomycota, Tremellomycetes, Trichosporonales, Trichosporonaceae. The record is from RefSeq and is a predicted model, not a curated record.